UCCCCUCCCGGGCCCAGCUAGUGAGCGAUGGGAGGCGCUGGAGCUUGGGUCGCCAUGGCAACCGUCCGACAACAAGAUGCCAGCUCCUCCAGGCCGUCGCGUCGGCCCGGCUGGGGGCUAGAAUACCCAGCAUGAGCUCCCCACUGUCUUCCCUGGCAAAAGUCCGGAAGCUGCCGCUGCAGGUGUACUCGCAGAGUUACAGGAGAGGGGAGGUGCUGUUCGCACCCAAAGUCUUCCACGAGGACGAGGAGUUUCUGAGGAGCGAUGACCCUUCUCCGGACACCCCGGCCCCUCCGCCGCCCCGGACCCCCUCUCCACCCUGCUCCCCGCAGAAGGCUGCCCGGGCCCGCGGUUCCGCGGCUGGGCCGGAGGACACGGAUCUGGUGACCUCCAUGGCGAAGAGGCUGAGGCAGCUGGAGCAGAGGGCAAGGAUCCAGGCUGCCGAAAUCCAUUCCAAGGACCAGAAGAUCGCCGACCUGGAAGAGAAAGUGAAGAGCUUCCAGAGAGGAGAUCCAGAGGGAGGGGCCCCCGCUUCCAGACGUGAGGAGGAACUGGAGAGCUUGUGCCUCCAGCUGCAGAGCCAAAUCUCGGCCAUGGAGCGGUUUCUGGGUGAUUACGGCUUGACGUGGGUCGGGGAGACGCCAGAGGAGUGGGAAGAGGAGCCCCUGGCCCUCGGGCCCCUCUGGAAACCAGGAGAGUCCACGGUGCCCCGGGACGUGGACUUUGACCUGCUGCUGAGCCGCCUGCGGGACCUGAACAUCGUGGCUGGGGCGGGCCAGCCGCGGGUGGAGCGCACGGCCUCCGGCGCCCGGCUCAAGCUCCCGGAGCCGCUGCCCCUGACGCUCUACGGGAACGGGAUCGUCAUGUGCCGCGGCCCCUUCCGAGCCUACUCUGAGCCCUCUACUCAGAAAUGCCUUCGGGAUAUCCUGGACGGCUUCUUCCCCUCGGAGCUCCAGACCCGCUACCCAGACGGCGUGCCCUUCCAGGUCUCGGACCGGCGCGGCGUGCUGUUCUUGGAAAAGCAUCCAACGGUGGCCUUCUCCGGUCCUGGUCACGUGGUGGGCGCACAGGACGCGCCGGAGGAGACGAGCCAGGUCCCGGCAGUCCCCAAGCUCUCGCUGGAGCGGUUUCUGAAGCGGCUGCCGGGCCGCGUGAUCCGGAGCGGCCAGGUGAUCGACGUCCGGGACCCCCUUCGGAAGACACCGCAGGGCGGCGGCGGGCCCGGCGUCGACAUUGUGGCGGAGACCCUGGCUGGGAAGGAGAGGACCCCCGGACCCCAGGUACAGCAGCCGUCGGCUCCGGCCACAACCAACCUGCGCGUCAAAUCCGAGACGGGCGAGCGGACCUACGUGCUGACCAUGCUGUCCACGGAGACCAUCGGAGACCUACGCCGACACCUCGCCCGGGCCAGGAACGGAGACCCCGCUGCCUUCGACAUCCUCAGUGCCUUUCCCGCCCGGGCCUUCGACGACAACAGCCGGACCCUGGCCGAGUGUGGGCUGGUGCCCAAUGCCACGCUGCUGUUGUGGCCGCCCCGAGGUCAGCGCCCCCCCGUAUAGUCUCUAAUAAAGGCCCCGGAUGGGCGGGUGGCGGGCA
Messenger RNA from Ornithorhynchus anatinus (platypus), 1596 nucleotides. It is a transcript of the gene UBXN11, whose product is annotated as UBX domain protein 11. The record is from RefSeq and is a predicted model, not a curated record. The transcript is spliced from 15 exons. Gene Ontology annotation, biological process: proteasome-mediated ubiquitin-dependent protein catabolic process. Bases 132 to 1559 code for a protein of 475 amino acids. Gene Ontology annotation, molecular function: ubiquitin binding. Lineage: Eukaryota; Metazoa; Chordata; Mammalia; Monotremata; Ornithorhynchidae.